AUGGACAUCACGCACAUCGAUACCCUCGACCCGCACGACCUCGACGCGUACCUCAACCUCCUGGGCCUCAACGACGACGACCUCGGCCCAGACCUGGACCUCGAGCACGGGAUCGCGGGGCUGGUGUCGUCGCUUCUCGGCGCCGCCGUCGACGACGACGCGACGCGCGGCGUUUGGAGGGAGUUGGAGCGGUCGUAUCGUGUGGAGUGUGGGGUUUCGGUGCAGGAGCUGUGGAGUAGCAGCAACGCAGUGCGUGCAGGAGUGCGAGAGAAACGCUAUCGGGGCCGCGCGGGACGGGCGCGUCGCCGAGUGCUUGGGCGCGGCGUGGAGUUGGCGGCUGCAGAGGGAUAA
Daldinia childiae is the source of this 351-nucleotide messenger RNA. RefSeq lists its product as uncharacterized. Bases 1 to 351 code for a protein of 116 amino acids. NCBI's taxonomy places the organism in Eukaryota, Fungi, Ascomycota, Sordariomycetes, Xylariales, Hypoxylaceae. The record is from RefSeq and is a predicted model, not a curated record. The transcript is spliced from 2 exons.